GCAGGAGGUCAGCAGUGGCCCAGAAAGAAACUGAGUUAAGGAAUGGUGCUCUUCAGAUUUAAAACAAGAGCCUUUGCCUAAAAUUACAUCCAAGGGUCCCUAAGCCAUUGUCUUCAUUGACUCAUCUUCAGGCAAAUUCCAAUUUUGUGAAUGCAAACUUUUGAGUCUUCAAGACUGGCUAGCCUCGUCAGCCAUUGCUGUAAACAUCUGUUAUCAGAAUCCCUUAUCAGUGUGUGGCAGAGCAGUAUGAUAUAGUAAAUGGACCGACAUUACAAAUUGCCUUUGCCUUCGACCAAUCUAUCCAGAGCUUGGGCUGUAAAAAUCUCUUCAUAUUCAUCACGAGACCACUGCACUAAUGAUGACCGGGUAUAAAGUAACCACACGUGGGAACCAUUUGGAAAACACUGUGACUGAGAGCAUUACUGUCUGGGAACGGAUCCGUGCUUCACCUGCCAGUAGAGUUUCUCAAGAGAAUACACCUGGUACUGCACUAGAGACGACUGCACUUUUACCUGUGCAAAUACAGCUUACUACUGUUAACUUGAACCUGGAAAAACACAGUGCUCUGCCGAUUGAUGCCUCUUCUGUGUCAGGAAAAACACCUCUCACUUGUACCCAAGACGUUGAGAAGCUGAAUGAGGCUUUUGACAUUUUGCUAGCUUUUUUCAUCUUAGCUUGUGUUUUAAUCAUUUUUUUGAUCUACAAAGUUAUUCAGUUUAGACAGAAACUAAAGGCACUAGAAAACUCAGUGGAAAAUAGAGUUGAGUAUUACAGCUUUUAUCAGUCAGCAAGGUAUAACGUAACCACCUCGGUUUGUAACACCUCCCCAAAUUCUCUGGGAAGUCCUGGCUUGGAACAGAUUGGACUUGAUAAACAGAUGGUUCCUGACAAUGGGGCACAGGUCAUUCUCUUUGAACAUUCUGCUUUAUAACUCAACUAAAUAUUGACUAUAUAAAACCCUG
Messenger RNA from Psammomys obesus (fat sand rat), 962 nucleotides. It is a transcript of the gene Lrrc70, whose product is annotated as leucine rich repeat containing 70. NCBI's taxonomy places the organism in Eukaryota, Metazoa, Chordata, Mammalia, Rodentia, Muridae. The transcript is spliced from 2 exons. The coding region runs from base 356 to 931 and encodes 191 amino acids. The record is from RefSeq and is a predicted model, not a curated record.